Neurospora hispaniola is the source of this 327-nucleotide messenger RNA. RefSeq lists its product as uncharacterized. Bases 1 to 327 code for a protein of 108 amino acids. The transcript is spliced from 3 exons. NCBI's taxonomy places the organism in Eukaryota, Fungi, Ascomycota, Sordariomycetes, Sordariales, Sordariaceae. The record is from RefSeq and is a predicted model, not a curated record.
AUGCGAAGCAGGGAGCGCCAGCAUUUCCCGGAUCGCGAGGGCAUCAAGCCUUGGUGGGGGUUGGACCGUUGUUUUGGGAGCGAGGGCAAAGCUGAUUAUGUGCGCAUGUUUGUCGGCCAGUUUUCGUCUCUGAUAUGUCUUGUCGAUGUUGUUGUUGUUGUUGUUGUCGUUGUCGUUGUCGUCGUCGUCGUCAACGUGCUUGACGAGCAGUACCACAAGGGAGGGCCGGGGGAAAACGGGGGACCUGAGACAGGGCAACCAGACUCCAUGGCGGCAAGACUUGAGGACCAACUUGAAGGCACCACAACACACCGUGACGCCGUGUGA